Messenger RNA from Austrofundulus limnaeus, 6674 nucleotides. RefSeq names its product AT-rich interactive domain 1B (gene arid1b). Gene Ontology annotation, biological process: regulation of transcription by RNA polymerase II; positive regulation of DNA-templated transcription; chromatin remodeling. The coding region runs from base 75 to 5948 and encodes 1957 amino acids. The transcript is spliced from 22 exons. Gene Ontology annotation, molecular function: DNA binding; nucleosome binding. Gene Ontology annotation, cellular component: brahma complex; nucleoplasm; SWI/SNF complex. NCBI's taxonomy places the organism in Eukaryota, Metazoa, Chordata, Actinopteri, Cyprinodontiformes, Rivulidae. The record is from RefSeq and is a predicted model, not a curated record.
AACCCUCCUCCUGGUGGGGAGCAGCAGAGCACAGCUUCAGCUGAAUCAGAGAGGAGGAAGAGGAGGAGGAGCGGAUGGAUGCCCGCCUGGGAUCAGCCACCAACAGAACCAGCACCGACCCUCCUCCGACCGGGACCAGCUCCGGGUUUAAUCAUUAUUGUGGGAAUGGAAGAGGAGGGCCUUGCUUUGAUCAACAUGGCGGACAACAAAGCGCAGGGACUGGGGUAGGAGCGGCGGCGCACACGGUACACGGCAGCACCAUGGACCAGGUCCACAACAACACCCACGACGGCUUCACCAGCGGCAGCCCCUACAACCACUACCCGAACUACCGGGCCGGAUACGGCACCAGUGGUUACGGCGGCAUGAUGAGCCCCUCCCGGCAGGGGAACAGCCUGAUGGGCCCGGGCAGCAAGGCGGCGAUGGCUGCUCCCAGCUCCGGGGCUGGAGGCGCCGGAGGGUUCCAGCGGUUCCCCGGACAGGGUCAGCAGCAGCAGCACCCGUCGGGGGCCACGCCGACCCUAAACCAGUUAUUAACGUCUCCGAGCCCGAUGAUGCGCGGCUACGGAGGCGGGUAUCCAGAUUAUAGUAAUCCUGCGGAAGACACGGGCUCCCAGUACGGUUCAGCAGCACACGGCUGGGGGGGACAACAGCGGAGUCAACCUCCGAGCAUGAGUCCCGGGAGCAACGGGCCGAGCAGCGCCAGAUCACAGGUGCCGCCCAUGGACCCGAUGGUGAUGAAGCGCUCUCAGCUCUACGGGAUGAGCAGCAGCCCGUACCCCCAGCAGCAGGCUGCGCCGUACCCCGGACAGCCCUAUGGAUCCACGUUCCCCCACAGAUACCAGGUGUCGGGCCGGGCCCAGGCGGGGCUGGGCGGGAUGCAGUACCCUCAGCAGCAGAUGGGCUCUCAGUUCGGCCAGCAGCAGCAGAACAUGAGUGGUUACUGUCAGCCUGGUCAGCCUCCGUACUUCAGCCCCCCGCAGCAACAAACUGCCGCCCCCAGCCAACCGCCGUACAUGCAGCCCCGCCCACUGCCGCCGCAGGAAGUGCCACAGGAAGCAUACGGGGGACGGGGCAAGUCUGCCGCUAUGACUCCUGGGAAACCGAACCACGAGGACGUGAGUCUGAGCCAACAGGAGAGGCCGUCGAGUCUACCGGAUCUGUCCGGUUCCAUCGACGACCUGCCCACCGGGACAGAAGCCGCCAUCACUUCAGGGGUCUCAGGUUCCGGCGGUGCUCAGGGCGACCAGGGGACUCCAGGAGCCCGGUCACCCUUCUCCCCCCACGUCUCCCCCCGCCUCCCUCCUCCGGCUCGGACAGGACCCUCUCCCUCUCCCUCCCCGUCACCGUCCCCUGCCGGCUCCGGCAGCCAGCCGCGGUCUGGACCCCUGUCCCCCAGCGGUCCAGGGUCUCAGUUGAUCCCUCAGGUCUCUGGUCCUGGAUCAGAUGGUGAUCUUCACUCGUCCCAAUCAACCAUGACUCCUGACAGAGGUUUCCCCCCAUCCCUGCAGCGCAGCACCCAGGGGUCUCAGUUUGGUGUCCCCCCCAUGUCCCCUCACUCUGCACCGGUGGGGCCGAUGCACCAUGGCCCCUACCAGCAGAGCAGCCACUCCUACAGCCAGUUCAGCCCCCCAGGUAACUAUCCUCGGCCCCCUCACUACGGCGGGACACCUGGUGCCAGCUACAGCGGCCCAGGACCCGGCCCGGGGCCUGGACUGUCCAACAGCUUGGGGCCCAAUGCCACUAGCCCUAUGCACGGACAAGGGCCCUCCACCCCGGCAAGCCGCAGCCUGGGGCCCAACGCUGGGAGCCGCCCCUACCCCACCGGAGCCGGGAGCAUGGCCCCCACCUCCCCCAACAUGCCGCAGGCCGCAGGACAGGGCAUGGGACCACCGGGGCCCAACGCCAGCUGUAAACCUCCUGAGAUGGGCCCCAACCCUGGACCAAGUGCCAACUCCUUAUCUUCUGCGAGCACCACCCAGACCAGACCUCCCUUUGCUCGCUCGCCCGUCUAUCACCAGUCCUGGCAGGGGGGUCGGCCCGCCAUCACUCCCUCCCCUCACCCACCUCACCCUCCUUACCCCUCCCAGCAGAACUCUGUUGUCCAGACUGGCCCUGAGCAUUAUGGGCAGGGCAGCUAUCCAGGCAUGACACAGGUUGGAGGUCCUGGAGGUCCCUACAGCCACCAGUCAGGCAGCAACUCUGGGAGGAUGACUCCACAGGGACCCGCCUACAGCGCUCCUGGCCUCAAGAUGAUGUCAGCAGACCUGAUGGGUCCUCACGGAGACGCCAAGCUGAGGAUGGAGCUCAGCAGAGAGGCCGCCGGCCCCCCGGCCGAUCCACCCAGAACCAAGGAUGGAUAUAGCUCUCUGUGUGUGUCACAGCCCCCCACCACCCCCUGCCUGUCCCCUAGCUCAGCCAGCAUGUCCUCCUUUGUGGGGGAGGACAGUGACAGUGUUAGCAGCCCUGCCUGGCUCAGAACUCCGCCCAGCCCUAAGCCCAACGCAGCCACCAUGACCAACGAGAAGAUCAGCCGUCUGUACGAGAUGGGCUCUGAGCUGGAGAGGAGGUUGUGGGUGGACCGGUACCUGUCCUUCAUGGAGGAGAGGGGGACACCUGUCCAAAACCUGCCCGCUGUUGGAAAGAAGCCUCUGGACCUGUGCAGGUUCUACCUGGCUGUCCGAGAGAUCGGAGGUCUGGCCAUGGUGAAUAAGAACAAGAAGUGGCGCGAGCUGUCGUCUCUGCUGAACAUGGGAACGUCCAGCAGCUCAGCCAGCUCCCUGAAGAAGCAGUACAUCCAGUACCUGUUCGCCUACGAGUGCAAGAUGGAGCGAGGGGAGGAGCCUCCGCCGGACGCCAUGACGACCGCCGGAGACACCAAGAAACCCCAGUCCCACCAGGCCAAGAUUCAGCCUCCCUCCCCAGCCAACUCAGGCUCCCUGCAGGGUCCCAACACCCCUCAGUCCAGCAGCAGCUCGCUCACCGAAGCCCCCGUAGACCUGAAGCCCCCGACCCCGGCCCCAGCACCACUCAGCCAGACGACCCCCCAGACAGGAAGCAGGAACAUGGGGGGUGUCAGCAUUCAGGACCCGUUUUCUGAAGGCAGCGACCCAGCCUUCCAGAACAAGAGGGUCCCGGGCCCCACAGCCGGCGCCCUCCAGCAGGGAGCAGGUCCAUCAGACCUGAGGAUGCAGUACGAUGCCAACAAAGACCCGUAUGGAGGCCCGCGGAAAGGUCCAGUUCCUGGUGAGGCCUUCAGUCCUGGUCAGAUGCCCAGCAGUGCCAUGCAGGACAUGUACCCCCGUGGGCCUCUCUCUGGACCCCUGUCAGGGAUGGGCUCCAAACCUCAGUACUCCUACGGUCCCGGCUUCGAGCGGAGACUGGACCAGGGGGUGGGUCCUGAGGGAGGCCCGGUGCUGCCCGCAGGUGAGAACAGCAUGGGUCCGUCUGGAAACGAGGCCGGAAUGUUUCCCUCCAACAGAUUCCCCCAGCAGAGACAUGGACCUGAUGGCUACAUGCAGCAGUUUCCUCCCAGCAGGGCCUACAGUCCCCAUCAGACCCUGUUCCCCCAACAGCAGGGCUACAAGCGUCCGAUGGAGGGGGUGUUCCCUCCACCCGCUAAGCGCCACGAGGGCGAGGCCUUCGGGUCCCCACAGUCCGACGUGUUCGGCCCCUACGGAUCAGGAAACGGGGGCUACAUGGGCCCUGAGCGUCGGCCUGUCCAGGGUCAGUACCUGUACCCGUACCCCCGGGACAGACAGGGACCUCCAACAUGUGGCGUGAUGAGUUCAGGGGGUCCGGCGGUGUCUGGGGGCCCCGGAGAAGGGCCACAGUCCAACAUGUGGCCCCCCAGGACAGAUGUGGGGUACACCUACAGCCGGCAGGGCCAGGGGCCUCCCUACCCCGCCAUCAACCGAGGGGACGAACAGGAGGCCAGGACCCCCCAGGACACACAGUGGCCCCCCAAUCAGCUUAACCAGCGUCAGCCACCCUUCCCUCCACCCUCCUCCUCCACACCCCCCUCCAGACCUCCCCCCUCCUCCUUCCAGGCCACACCCACCAUCCCAAACCACGUGACACGCCCCCACAGCCCCUCCUGCUUCCCUCGACCCCCGGCCGGUUCUCUGUCCCCCAACAGCUCCCCCUACCUGCCCCCCACCAAGAAGCCGGGUCUGCCUGGGGCCCAAACCGGACCCCCGCCUGCCCAGAGCCUCCCCCUCAUCUACAGAGAGGUCAGCUUCCCCCACAGCUCUGUGGAGGCCACGCCCCCGAAACUGAAACCACGGAGACGCCUGACAGCCAAGGACACAGGAACCCCGGAGGCGUGGCGAGUGAUGAUGUCACUGAAGUCGGGGCUGUUGGCAGAGAGCACGUGGGCGUUGGACACCAUCAACAUCCUGCUGUAUGACGACAGCACCUCUGGCUCCUUCAACCUGACUCAGCUGACCGGCUUCCUGGAGCUCAUUGUGGAGUUCUACCGCCGCUGCCUCAUUCAGAUCUUUGGCAUCCUGGAGGAGUACGAGGUUGGGGCCGAGGCCCAGAAGACCCUGCUGGGGCCGGUCUCUGAAGGUCAGGCUGAGGAGGUGCCUCUGCUAGCUGCUCCUGAGGAGAGGGAGGACAGCAAACCUGUCCAGGAGGACACGGAGCCCCGCCCCCAACAGAGCAGCAAGUUUGACAAACUGCCAAUCAAAGUGGAGGAGACGGGGGAGGGGUGGGAGGAGGUGGAGGAGCGCUGGGCCCGACUGGACCGGCCCAACGGCUUCAUCAGCGGCCUCCUGCACUGGAGGGCCGGAGGAGGAGACUCCACAGCUCACAUCCACACGCACUUUGAGCCUCCAACAGGAGACUUCACCCCACCAGAUCCAGACCUGAUGGAGGGGGGACCAGGAGAGGAGGGGGCUGAAGAACGAGGAGGUCCACAGCCUGAGGUCAAAGGUCAGAGGACGUCUCCCCUCAGCCAGCUGGAGGAGGAGGCGCGGUGUUGGGACGAGGCGCCGCUGUCCACGGCCGAGUCCUGGCAGGACUCUGUGGCCAAACGCUGCGUCUGCAUCUCCAACAUCAUGAGGAACCUGUCCUUUGUCCCUGGCAACGACGCCGUCCUGUCCCGCCACCCGGGCCUGGUUCUGAUCCUGGGCCGCCUGGUGCUGCUGCACCACCGCCACCCCGUCAGGAAGCGCACGCCGCCCACCUACCAGCGGGAGGAGGAGCAGGGUCUGGCCUGCAGCCGGGACGAGUGGUGGUGGAGCUGCCUGGCGGCGCUGCGGGAGAACACGCUGGUGACGCUGGCCAACAUCGCGGGCCAGCUGGACCUGUCCCUGUACCCCGAGACCAUCUGCCUGCCCAUCCUGGACGGACUGCUGCACUGGAUGGUGUGUCCGUCCGCCGAGGCCCAGGACCCGUUCUCCUCGGCGGGCGGCUUCUCGUCGCUCACGCCGCAGAGACUCGUCCUGGAGUGUCUCUGCAAGCUGAGCGUCCAGGACUGCAACGUGGACCUGCUGCUGGCCACACCCCCCUUCAGCCGCCAGCAGCGGCUCUUCUCCGCCCUGCUGCGCCUGGUGGGCGAGAGGCGGAGCCAGGUGUGCCGGGAAAUGGCGGUGGCGACGCUGUCCAACUUGGCGCGGGGCGACCCCACGGCGGCGCGGGCCAUCGCCCUGCAGAAGGGCAGCGUGGGAACUCUGAUCGGCUUCCUGGAGGACAGCCUGGCCGUGGCCCAGUACCAGCAGAACCCUCACAGCCUGCUGCACGCCACGCCGCCCCCGGAGCCGCCCAGCAUCAACAUGAUGUGCCGCGCCGCCAAGGCGCUGCUGUCCUUGGCGAGCGUGGAGGAGAACCGGGAGGAGUUCGUCCUGCUGGAGAGUCGGCUGCUGGACAUCUCGCUGUCCGCCGCCCUCAGCCCGGCUGUGGCGUCCGUCAUGUGCGAAGUACUGUUCAAGCUCAGCCGCUCGUGACACCAACACCGCUCAGUGGGGCUGGCACCACCGCACCAACCGGGUCCUAUCUUUAUUUAAGGAACAGAAACAAAGGUUUUUACAAAUGAUUCUAUAUAGAAAAUCUAUAUCUUUAGCUCCGCCCACAAACUUUUAUUUGACUUUUAAAAAAUGAAAUUUAUUUAAUACUUUUUAUUUUUUAAACAUUAUUUGUCAGUUUUGUUUUGUUUGAACCAAAGUGUUACGACGCUCAGGUUUCUGGUCAUUUCUUUGUUUGCUCUGAGGGGGCGGGGUCAGUUUGAGGUGGGCGUGGUUUAUUUAAUCGGACAGGUUGUAGAUAAAUCUGGGUUUGACGGAGGAAACGCUGAUGUUCAGUUGUGUUCUUUGUUCUGGUGCAAUAAGUUUGUUUUUAAAUGUGAAUUUUUGGACUGUGUGCAGUUCGAUCACCAGUAUUUCACCACUGGGGGGUCAGGGGGUCCAUUUCUGUUGAACAACUCUUUCCUGUAAAAAGACAAUGUACAUUAGUUUUCCAGCAGAUGGCGCCGUUGGCAGCAGCACCUGGGGUCUGAUCUGGAGGGGUGGGGCCACAUGUCUACAGGAAGUAGGGGGUGGGACUUUACUCCUGUUGACCUGAUGUCAGAAACCGUUGUAAGAAAUGUAAAAAGAGAGAAAAAAAAAAAGUUUCUCUUGUAUGAGAUCUUUAUAUGUUCCACGACACGUUAAAGAAUAAACGUACAUGAACUCUGA